AUCGUAUUCAUACUGGUGAAAAGAAUUUCCAUUGUCUUCAUCCUGGUUGUCCUUCUCGUUUCUCUCGUCAAGAUAAUAUGAUGCAACACUAUAGAACCCAUCUUUCACCAAAAUCUCGUCGUCAUCAUCAAAGGAAUAAAGGAAACAAAUCACAUCCUUCUUUACAUUGUCAUACUUUGGUGGAAUCAGAAGAACAUAGUGCUAUGCAUCCCUUGGUGGAUUAUAACAACAAAAGUACAACAACUAGAUCACGUCGCGCUCUUACUUUACCAUCUUCUUUUAUCUCUUCAUCUUCUUCUACUACUACUAUUACUUCUCCUACUAUGGACUCUCUUUACAACAAGAUUAGAUAUAAUCAACAACAAACAUCUCCUAAAAUGAGAUAUCGUCAUUCUCCUCAUCUGAUUCAACCUUUAUCCAUAAAGCCUACUCCCAUGGAACCAUCUGAUGCUGCUAGUCCCACUAUGAUGAUCCCACCUACUUCUUUGACUACCGAUAAUCAUGAUCUUUAUACUCAACAACAACAACAUCAUCAUCAUCAUCAUUAUCAUCCAUAUCAGUCAAAUCAAAACUCACGUCGACCUCAACGAGCUCAUUCAGCAUCAUCUACUUGUUCAUCCAUCUCUUCCUCUUCUUUUUUAUCUCCACGCCCACCUUCCCUAUCUCCUCCUCCACUGAUGGAUCAAACAGACAUCAUUUAUCCAAAACAUUUUAUUCAACUUCCUCCUCCUCUUCCUCAUCAUCAAAACAACAACAAUCAACAAAUUCUUUCCCUUGGAUCUGAUCAUCAUCGACAAGACUUAUUGGACUUGGCCCAUACUGUUAGUAUAUUUGGUUAAUGGUAUAUCUCCUUGAUUUGAUAUAUGGUCUCCCCCUCCCCUUUAUUCUUAUUAUUAUUUCCUUCCUUUCUUCUUUUUUUUUUUAUUUGAUUCUCAACAAUCGUUUAUCAUCAUGAUAUCCUUUUCUUUUUUUUAUUUUACUAUGCACUUUUUUUUUAAAUAUACACAAACCCGUACACAACACAUAGAUACAUUAUUACUACUAUUGCAUCAGUUAUCAUGUAUUGAUUUUUUUUUAUAUCAUUCUCUUACAUCUAUAGAUCAUUUACAACCUCCCCUUUUUUUUGCAUUUUCCUUUUUGUAUCUCACUCUUUUUUUUUGACCAAUCAUACUCUUUAUUUGAUGAUCUUUUAUAGUGUAUUUGUACUUUUUAUAGACAUUCACCUUAUAUAUAUAUAUAUACUUGUAUGCUCUUGUC
Molecule: messenger RNA, 1257 nt
Organism: Halteromyces radiatus
Lineage: Eukaryota; Fungi; Mucoromycota; Mucoromycetes; Mucorales; Cunninghamellaceae
Exons: 1
Coding region: 78-839 (253 amino acids)
Source: RefSeq, a predicted model, not a curated record